Molecule: messenger RNA, 1828 nt
Organism: Colletotrichum phormii
Lineage: Eukaryota; Fungi; Ascomycota; Sordariomycetes; Glomerellales; Glomerellaceae
Exons: 1
Coding region: 94-1566 (490 amino acids)
Source: RefSeq, a predicted model, not a curated record
CUCCAAGCUGACAGCCAGUGCUCUCAAUCAGCGAUCUUAGCCUGUCUCAUUUCUACUGCCGUUGUAGGCGUAGAAAUACUACGCUCACACAUAAUGCCAACCACCAAGCUCGAAAACCUCCCUCCAGAGGUGUUGACUGCAAUCUGUACCUCGUUUGGAGACGACCGUGCGGGACUCUUGUCAAUCUCUCAGGUCUCGAAGUACCUGCGGGCAAUAUCAGUCCCCGUCAUAUUCAAACACAUUACCAUCGCUACAAGUACUGGGAGACGUCGACCUCGAAGAUCUAGUCGUCGUCCGACUCGUGAUACCCGAGCGAGUUUACUACGCACCAUAGUCACCAAUCCAUCGAUCGCCGCGCAUGUCUCUAAUGUCUACUGUCCAUCAUCACGGGGCGUCGUGCCUAGCAUAGACGAGGAAGACAUGGACUUCAUCCUUCAGACAGCCUCAAAAUUCGAUGUCCCGAUUCCAGAAUUACUCCGCUUCGGCGGUGCUGACCCAGCUCUUGAGGGUAGGCGUGGCUGGGCCCUCAGUGAUGACGAUAUGCAACGCCUCGUCGCUGUGCGCGCAUUCUUCGCAGAACUCAUUAUAGCACAUACGCCCAAUAUUGUCACACUAGACUAUAGUAUAGGCCGCUACCGGAAUGCCCUCGAAGUGUUAGGGAUGGUCCAGGCUUCAUCCUCUUUCAACCGUCAGCCGAUGUUUCCUGUGCUGAGAAACGUCCGCUUGCAGCUAUUUGGGCCCGGAAUCUUCCUCAGAACGCUACCUGCGAUGGCUCCCAAUCUCCAAACACUCCGGAUUCAGGGAUUAACUGCACCAAUGGAAACCUGGCACUUCGAUAGGGUCAAGGAUCUCCGAUUAACCUCAUCAAAUUUUACGGGCCCUGAGCUCAGGACCGUCUUGACAGGGUGUCCCGCUUUGACGAACUUUGACUACGACUACUAUUCUCUCAGAGACGAGAGAUGUGCUCCGCAAGAUGUAGUUGAUGCUUUGGGGGGCUUUGAAACACAGUUGGAGGGCCUCUCCUUGAACUUUCACUUCGACACAUGGACAGGCCGUGGACAGGAGCCAUUGCCUACAGAUUCAAAUGAGCCUAACUCUGGGCUUAUAGUGUCUUUAAAGCAUUUCACGGCCUUGGUCAAUCUUCAGCUGGACAGUGUGUGCUUAUGGAAAGACACAGGCAAGGAGUCAACAGGCGAGGAUCAAGAAAGUGAGACGGAACAAAUAUUCAUAAACCUUCUACCAAGGGCUGUAAGGAACUUGCGUCUCACCUACAAGAGCCCGGAGCCGUUUGAGGAUGCGCUACCCGCCCUUGCGCACCAUCUCAAGGAUCGCUGCCCCGAGUUACAGCAAGUUCACAACAAACUGCUUUUCGAUGGACCAUUAUCUCAAGACCUCCUGGACCGGCUCCGGCAUGUCAGGGAACAGUUUGUUUCACUUGGUGUUGCUUUUAGAUUCGAUGUUUCUAGGUUAAACGGUUGUGUUUAUGUCAACUUGGAUGAUGGGGGUUUGCCGGUUUCCAUCGAGACAAUGACUGAAGAGGAAUGGAUUCUUUCCGAGUUAGGUUGAUAUGGAUACCAUUGAAUCAUUUGCGUAUGAGGAGUGGAUGCCUAAUCUUGUUUUCAGCGUCAGCGUCUUUUUUAGGAGAUACCUCCCCAUGUCAGAAUUCAGCAUGCUAGGAGGAUCAGAGAUGAGCGAAAGGCAUAUCAGGAGUGUUCAAGAAGCACCGGAAGCAGCUUUCACCUAGCUUAGGGCCAUCUUGACUGUCAAUUACUCAUUAGGAAGUAGGAUCGUGUUCUUUGGGAAGACUCACCAAAAGCCUGUGAGAAAC